This is a messenger RNA of Homalodisca vitripennis (glassy-winged sharpshooter), 614 nucleotides long. Its product is annotated as calmodulin-like protein 4. Gene Ontology annotation, cellular component: myosin II complex. Gene Ontology annotation, molecular function: calcium ion binding. NCBI's taxonomy places the organism in Eukaryota, Metazoa, Arthropoda, Insecta, Hemiptera, Cicadellidae. Bases 39 to 464 code for a protein of 141 amino acids. The transcript is spliced from 3 exons. The record is from RefSeq and is a predicted model, not a curated record.
AAGAAUGAAAAGCAAUUUCAAGGGAUGAUAUAUUGAUUAUGUUUUCAGAGUUCCGUGAGUGCUUUUUCCUGUUUGCUCGCAGUGGUCAGAUUCGAACCCUGGAUGAGUUGACUGUGAUCAUGCGGUCCCUAGGGAUGAGUCCCACCAUCUCUGAACUCAAGAGCUAUUUAAAGGAGAAAGGUGGAAAGAUGUCUUUCCCAGAUUUCCUGAAGGUGAUGCAUAGCCACAGUAGAGCAGAGAACCUGCCCAAAGAAGUAGUAGAUGCCUUCAGAGCAGCAGAUCCAAGCAAGAAGGGCAUGAUCCCUGCGUCACAGCUGAGACACAUGCUGCUGCAUUGGGGCGAGCAGCUGAGCACUAAAGAAGUGGAUCAAAUAUUCAGAGAAGCCAAUGUGUCUCCCAAUGGCUUAGUCAAGUACGAAGACUUUGUCAAGAUUUGUUGUGCCCCAGUGCCUGAUUAUUAUUGACAGUUUUGUAAAUUCUUUGUCGAGGUGGCGGACAUUAUUCAUUCCAUAUCAUUGCAUUUUUAAUUAAUGUAUUCAUGUAAAAAUAUUCAGUAGGUUAGUUAUCAAAGAAUGUUAUUUAUUUUAAUAUAAAUAUAUAUUUUACUAUUUUUA